This is a messenger RNA of Mugil cephalus (flathead mullet), 6441 nucleotides long. RefSeq names its product ring finger protein 144aa (gene rnf144aa). Gene Ontology annotation, molecular function: zinc ion binding; ubiquitin conjugating enzyme binding; ubiquitin protein ligase activity. The record is from RefSeq and is a predicted model, not a curated record. Gene Ontology annotation, cellular component: Golgi apparatus; ubiquitin ligase complex; cytoplasm. NCBI's taxonomy places the organism in Eukaryota, Metazoa, Chordata, Actinopteri, Mugiliformes, Mugilidae. Gene Ontology annotation, biological process: protein polyubiquitination; positive regulation of proteasomal ubiquitin-dependent protein catabolic process; ubiquitin-dependent protein catabolic process. Bases 1962 to 2849 code for a protein of 295 amino acids. The transcript has 8 exons.
GUCCAGCUGCACUUGAGAAUAACUUAGACAAUAGAAAGAAACCUUGCCAUCAAUUUGACCAACAACUAAUCUGCCUACUCCCAUGAGUUCAGUGUGUAGACACCACAUGACACAUUCACCACAACAACAGAUAAGUGACAAGUGACUGACAAUGACAAUGUUGACUUUGAACAGACCUCUCAUGUUGGAGUAAUUACCAGAAAUGAAACUAAUUUUUCCUAGGAGUCUACAAACCAGUUGAGUGCAUAUUUGUAAAGGGCAGGUUCACUGCAAUUAAAGAAAAGUAUUUCAGUUGUUCAGUUGUUCAGCAGCAUUUCAUCCACCUUGAAGUAGCUCUAAUUAAAAUAGUUAGUUGUGAGUUCUGUGGACCGCUCAGAUGGUCAAGGACACUCAAUUUGGAAAGAAAUGUCUUUUUAUUUUUUUUUCCAAGUGAAAUUGCCAGUGCUGUGACCGUCAAAGAUUCCAUAUGGAGUUCUUACAGUUUUAUAGUUUUCAUUACUUUCUUUUUAUUUCAUUGUCAAUUUUGUUUUUCAGUUCAGCUUAUGUGCAUUAGUUCGUUUCAGUUGGAUUGUAGUUGUUUUACCUGAACUUUUAUGACCACUCACAGUCAUGUACGUAGACAUGGUGCUCUUAAUUCAUACCAUCCUCAAUCCAGCUGUACAACAACUCAUAUUUCUGUAACAGAAACACAUUAUGUUAAUGCACAUUAUUGCACCAUAGAUAUCCUUCCUGUGUAUAUAUUUUAUAUUUACCUCAAUGCAAAUUUCAUAAUUGCUUUACUUACACUAUUUUAUUUCACUAUAUUUUUUAAAUUUGUUUAGUUUUAUCUUAUUUAAUUUUUAUUGUAUCUUUCUUUUUUAUCUGUGGUUCGCAAGAGUGUUUUUUUAUGUGCAACCAAGCAACUGUGACCAAGCAAUGAGUGAAUAAUGUCUAACAGACACGUCUACAAUACCUCCUCAUUGCACAAUAUCAUUCCAAUUAGUUUACUGAUAAACAGAAUUUGUUUAUGUAUAUAUUUAUUUGUUUGGUUGUUUGUCUAGGUUUUUAUCAUUAUAGCAGCUGAUAACAGUGUUGAUGUGGUUGUUUUUAUUUUCUGUUUUAGCUAAGUGUAUUAACCCUAGAUGGUGCUGAUGUAUUUCAUUCAGGGAAUUAUUAUUAUUUUUAAAAUAUAUAUUUUGGGGGCUUUUAGCCUUUGGUUUCCACCAAAUGAUCUGCAUGGGUAGACGGAAAAGGGCGAGUGCAGCAUCUGGACAGCAGGGGGCCCUCUUGUUUGUGAAAAGGCGGCGAGUGCGGAUCUCUCCUCUAGGGGGCAGCGUAGGGCAACAGACUGGAAUCCUCUCACAGACAAAUGGCGUCCUUCCAGUGCGAAGCAGCUGAUUUCAUACCGAGCGCGGCAGCGGGGACGGCGGAGAGGUAAACACGCCGCCCCCGGAUUCUUUUUUUUUUUUUUUUUUUUUUUUUCGUUGCAACGAGAUACCCUGUUUGCUUUUUGCAGGAUUUGCGUAGCAGGCUGACGGACUGGACGCUGCGCACUCGUCGCUGAUCGAGAGUGGACCGCUGUUCCGGUGUACAAACAAUCCCACUGUCAAGAUAAACAGACCGGAGAGUGUCAGCUGCUGCCCCGUGCUCCCCGCCGCUCCGCUCGUCUAUCUACGGCGCGCUUCGCUUCUCGUCGGCGGUUGUCGGUGUUGGUGCUUCACCAGGGCCCGGACUCAGGCGCUGCAGGCGGCAGUAGCGGGUCAAAUGUUUCCACCCCCGACGUUUCAGGGAUACAUAAUGAACAUGGGCAUCACCCCUUCAGAGAUAUCCACCUCCUCCUCCUCCUCCUCCUCCUCAUCGUCCGCCUGACUGGUUGUCCGCGUCCUCGUUAAUCCAAUUCAGGAGAUCAUCUUUUCAACCCUUCCUGAGGUUACACCAUCAAGACGGCGCUGUCUCAGAAAGCCAGCUCAGUGGCGGUCAAGAUGACGACGGCACGGUACCGUCCCACGUGGGAGCUGGCCGUGGACCCCCUGGUGUCAUGUAAGCUGUGCCUUGGAGAGUUCCCUCUGGAGCAGAUGACCACCAUCACACAGUGCCAAUGCGUCUUCUGCACACUGUGCCUGAAGCAGUAUGUGGAGCUCCUGAUUAAAGAAGGCCUUGAAACUGCAAUUAGCUGUCCAGACUCUGCCUGUCCCAAAAGAGGACACCUGCAGGAAAAUGAGAUUGAGUGCAUGGUGGCCACGGAGAUGAUGCAGAGAUACAAGAAGCUUCAGUUUGAAAGGGAGGUGCUGCUGGACCCGUGCCGGACAUGGUGCCCUUCCUCGACCUGUCAGGCAGUGUGCCAACUGAAGGAAGCGGACUCUCCAGCCCUGCCCCAGCUCGUCCAAUGUGCUGUGUGUGCUCUCGAGUUCUGCUCGGCCUGCAAGGCUAACUGGCACCCCGGGCAGGCCUGCCAGGAGAACAACCUGCCCAUUACCUCCUUCCUACCAGGAGAAAAUAGCUCUUUCUACAAAAAUGAAGAGGACGAUGCACCAAUCAAGCGUUGUCCCAAAUGUAAAGUUUACAUUGAGAGGGACGAGGGCUGUGCACAGAUGAUGUGCAAGAACUGCAAACAUGCCUUCUGCUGGUACUGUCUGGAGUCCUUGGACGAUGACUUUCUCCUGAUCCACUAUGACAAAGGACCCUGUCGAAACAAACUGGGCCACUCCAGGGCGUCUGUUAUCUGGCACAGAACACAGGUCGUGGGGAUCUUUGCUGGCUUCGGCCUGCUCCUGCUAGUUGCCUCCCCUUUCCUCCUCCUGGCCACCCCCAUCGUCCUCUGCUGCAAGUGCAAGUGCAGCAAAGGCGACGACGACCCGCUGCCAACCUAAACCCGCCAUCGGAAGUUGGAGCGGAGAGCCGCUUCAAGGAUGGUCCAUCUUUCUUUGUCCUUUUCACCCCUUUGCAUUCUUUUCCUCCCACCAGCUUCGAGAGCUUAAUUUUUUGGGGCUGAGCCUGCAGCAGCCCCAGCCGCUUUGGGAUCCAUCGCUCUGCAUGAGGGGAGGCAUGGCAGAAAAACGUUGGUCUGAAGAGAGGGCGCGUGGCCGCAGCUCGGACUUGUCGAGGGACCACAGUGUCCGUGGCGGUGGAUUGAGGGCGUGGAGGAUAACGCCACUUAGGACUGCGGUCAUUGGUGGGGCAUUAGAAAACAGAGGACAGAUCAUUUUAAGAAAUGCUCUCCUCCUGUACGAACUGUGUCGCGCAGGAGCCACCGUCGGAAAGAACUUUUGCUUUAUAGCUCUGUUUUGUCGGUUUGUCGUACGCAACAAAAAGCUUUCCCACCCCCUGACCACCACACCCGAUGUAGCUCUACAGAUUCAGUCAGUAGCAUAAUAGAGUUGCACCACGCAUGUUUGGUGUUCACUCGCCUUGCACAUAGAAACAUGAACCCUUUGACAUGUUUGCGGCUGAGGUAGAGGUGGGAGACUGUUGUCGCUCUCAGCUCGAUGUACAGCACGUCCUCUCGAUGAUGUCAAUGUUUUAUAAUCUUGCGCUUUUAAUAGAACCGUGCUCAGAGUAGUGUCUGUGUGUUGUACUUCGGAGUGUUUUCCAGUCGCUAGGCUGACAUAUUAAAGGGGAUUGCCACUCAAAUUUAAAAGAAAAGAAAGAUAACAUUUUUAUACCCCAAUGUUAUUUUUUUCGUUAUUGAUACUGUCUUCAGUGGAUUAUUUUACAUACGCCUUCAUUUAACUAUUUCAUUACUUACAGAUCUUGACAUUCAUUUCCCAAGCAGAGUGGUGCUCCCCUUUAAUGUGAGCGUUUAUUUAAUCCUAAGGACCUUGUAUCCACAUGCUGUGGAACCAUUUUAAUACUUCACCAAAAGAGAUGUCACUCCUCUAACUCUCAGUCCCUAGGUGGUGGUUUAGCCAAAUAGAAAUUAAUAGCCUUAAAUUGAGAAGGGCCAAAAUCAGGCAUUUCCCUGGAAAAAAAAAAAAAAAAAAAAAAUGUCAAAAGUCAAAUCCUAAUAAUCCCAGGGAAAGCAGAAGCAUUUUAAAGCAUUACAGUCAGUCGGUGAAGCCCUUUAUAUCCAGAUGAUUCUAUGAUGUCAUCCAUAUACCACUCUGUUAAUAGCCAUAAAGUAAAGAAAAAAAAAACGUACAACGUAAAGUGAUGUUCUUUGUGACCUGGGGCCUGUAUUUUCCAGGCCUCUUUUAAGCGGGAGAACUGAUCGGCAACAACAUCGUCCUGUUCGAUCCAGAGCUCAACUCAGAUCAGAUCUCGCUUUUUUUUCUGAGACGUAACAAAAUCCCCUUUGGCCAAAAUUGCAAACUUGCAUAUGUUAGUGGUCCAUGUUUUGUUUAGUUAGACCUCCAACAACAAGCAGCUAUUCCUUGCAGGGACAUCAGAGAAAAAAAAAAAAAGCCUAUAGAAUAAAUAUAAAAGAAUGUUCAACUUUUGGACACACGAGUAUUAAGCUGCUCUGUACUAUAUCACUUUAUCUAUGCAAGUUUGUACAUUAGCAUUGUUACAAGGUUAUCCACUGGUCAUGAGAAGUCAUGAGAAGGAUUACGUCUCGAGAGCUUCAGAAUGUCACAACACGCGCGCAUAUCAUGGCUUUAAUUUAACCGGGGAGGUGUUCACUCUAUUGGAGCUAUUUUUAAGGUUUGCACGACAGGAUUUAGUUCUCUAAAAUUUCUUUUGAAAGUUAAGCGGUUUUCCAAAAACAGUCUUUGAUUAAGAGGGAAGGAAAAAAGUGAUAAUUUUUUAACAGAUUUUUUCAGAAAUGUUUAAUUCGGUGAGAUCAUUCCCACCAUUUCCGGUCAUUUGCAAGAUUUGCAACCAAGCAUUUCCUUCGACAAGCCAUUUACUUUAUCAGUUCGCUUCUGGUGUCAUUCAAGAGCGGAGUUCAUGUAGCAUUUCAUGAGAAGUGUUACCGAGAGAUCUGAAGUUAACCAGAGUAGCUAAUCCAAAUUAAACAGUAGCUAAUCAUCUGAUCCUGUCUUCAUAAAUACAGCUCUGAUAUUCACUAUAACAAUCCUCAUUAGUAGCCUUAUUAUUAUUAUUUUUUAAGUACAUUUCUUGUAGCUUGUGUUGCUAUCACUGACCUCACCUCCUUUAUGAUGAGCACGAUCAUUUAAUAUGAAAGCCAGUUCCAUUUCCUACCUUUCUGAGGUACCCCGCGAACUCCUGAUGCUUUAGUUGUUUUUAUGACAAUCGUGCCAAGCAGAUUUUUCCUGGAAGGGAUGUGGAAACUGAGCUGUUUAAAGUACGUGCAUUUUGACCAGUCCAUCCGUAUUUGUAAUGUAUUAACGGUUUUUAACAGGGCGGGAAAAUAUUUGAAUGCUUCUUUAUGUAAGCGCUGCACUGUACGUGGGUUUUAAUUGUUUUACUUCUCGGUGGGGUCUGUGACGUGCGUGGCAUGGUGUUUUAAUGGAACGGAAACUGGGCUUUUCAGAGGGUUUUCCCACUUCAAUGCGUCAGGGUCUGAUAUCGCCUGGAAAAGUUCGCCCAGAAUAUUCACUUAAAGUCCCGAAGGAGGUUCAAACUGACAAACCGUUGCCACUCCUGUUUUUUUUUUUUUUUUUUUCUUGAUUACUCGUUCAUUUGCUGACACAGCUGGACAGCUACAGACCGUAUUAUGCAACAAACACAAGGGCCAAACGCUACAACCACUGCUCUGUCACAUUGCAUAAUAAGUCUUUUUGACCUAUAAAAUAUAACUGCUUCACAUACGUCAUCAGCACGGGUAUUGGGGGAAAAAGAAUGAUCUCUGGUUAUAAUGAUAUUAGUUUGUAUUCCAAGCGCUCAGCAUCUACUAUCCUAAGAUCCGGUUUGGUUACGUGCAGCGAUUUAUAUUUUAUAACUUGUUGUGUCAAGAGAUGAAGCUGCAUGAUUUUUCUCUGACAUGUUAAAUAUUCUAAUACUGUAGCCUCUAAAGAUCUUCGGAACGGUAGCAUCGAUGAACGCGUCAUCCAGCUUCUGUUCUGUUUUCCCCUUUUGUUAAGAAAAUAAAAAAAUAUAUGACGUUCAGCCCUAUGAUACAGUGUCGAUCAGCCGUCCAACAUCCAGUAGACGGGCUUUCUUGUGUCUGUUUUUGUUGAUUUAUUUGUUUGUUUUUUGUUUCUUUUUUUUUUCUUUUUUUACACCCAUGUUACAUCAUAGUUUAUGUAUUUGUAUUAACUGUUAAAUGAGCGGAACUCUUCAGACCUGAUUGAUCAGUGAACGACAAUUACCAGUCACCUCAGUAGACGGAUUGUUUCCAAAAGGAACUGCUGUCCAUACUCGAAGACUUUUUAUUUAGAGAUGGUAAACAGCAUCUCUGGUUGAGUCGCUAGUUGAGAGGUAACUGACCUUGGAAGAUAUCAGCAUUGUAAAAUGGCAUAUUUGAAUCAGCUCUGUACAACGUUAGACUCAGCAUCUCAGUAUAUCUACAGUUCCACUAACACUGUGACACCCGGUAUUAAAGGUUGUUGUUUUUUGUGA